Messenger RNA from Morus notabilis, 2296 nucleotides. Its product is annotated as TBC1 domain family member 15. The record is from RefSeq and is a predicted model, not a curated record. Gene Ontology annotation, molecular function: GTPase activator activity. The transcript is spliced from 15 exons. Bases 78 to 2048 code for a protein of 656 amino acids. Gene Ontology annotation, biological process: activation of GTPase activity. Lineage: Eukaryota; Viridiplantae; Streptophyta; Magnoliopsida; Rosales; Moraceae.
UUUCCCUCUCUUUCUCUCUCUCUUCUUUCUCUCUCUUCUCUCUCUCUCUCUCUUGUUUCUCUGUGAAUCGAUCGGAAAUGCAGGAGACGGACCUCCACGAUCUCUCCGAUGAUGCCGAUUACGCCGCGUCGCAGCAGCAGGGCUCGGCGAGCAUUAUGCGUAGCGACAGUGGCCGACAGAGCUGUUCGUCGAGCGAUUCUGACGGCGCCGAGGUGGUUUACUGGAAGGACAACGUCACGAUUCAUCCGACGCAGUUCGCGUCCGAGAGGAUUAGCGGAAGGUUGAAGUUGAUCAAGCAAGGCACUUCACUGUUCAUGACGUGGAUUCCUUACAAGGGGCAGAAUUCGAACGCCAGACUUUCUGAGAAAGAUAGGAAUCUGUACACAAUAAGGGCGGUGCCUUUUACGGAGGUGCGGUCGGUUCGCCGGCACACUCCGGCGCUCGGCUGGCAGUACAUUAUUGUGGUCUUGUCCUCAGGACUUGCAUUUCCUCCUCUUUAUUUCUAUAAUGGAGGAGUCAAGGAGUUUCUUGCUACAAUCAAGCAACAUGUUUUUCUCGUGAGGUCAGCUGAAGAUGCAAAUGUAUUUCUUGUCAAUGAUUUUCAAAAUCCACUCCAGAAAACUUUGUCUUCUUUGGAGCUGCCUAGGGUUGUUUCUGUUGCAAGUGGGGAAUCUAAUGUUGGUGAGUCCCCUUUAGAUCAAAGUCAGGACAGGUCUGGUGGGAAUGUUCGUGAUGGAAGUUUAAGUAUUUCUCGAUAUAGUGGAAGACCGAGGCAAAAGGCUCAGGAUCCUGCUCGAGAUCUCUCUAUUCACGUGUUGGAAAAAUUCUCGCUCGUAACCAAGUUUGCUCGAGAAACAACUUCACAAAUUUUUGGUGAUGCUCCUAAUAAUGGAUUUGGUACUACUGAGAAAAGAAACUAUAAUCAAUCUUCCAUUGAUUAUCGCCAGAAGCCAUCCAAUUUUCCAGAGAAGGCUGCUAAAGAAACUCCCGUACCUUCGGAUCCUCUCGAGUUUGAUAAAUUAGCACUAGUAUGGGGAAAACCACGACAGCCACCUUUGGGCCCUGAAGAGUGGGUCACAUUAUUGGAUUCUGAAGGGAGGGUCACUGAUCCAGAAGCUUUAAGAAAAAGAAUUUUUUAUGGGGGAGUUGAGCACAUAUUACGGAAAGAGGUCUGGGCAUUCUUGUUGGGACACUACGCAUAUGAGUCAACAUAUGCAGAGAGGGAAUAUCUUAGGUCCGUUAAGAAGUCAGAGUAUGAGACAAUAAAGAACCAGUGGCAGAGUAUCUCGCCACAACAGGCAAAGAAAUUUACAAAAUUCAGAGAGAGGAAGGGUCUUAUUGACAAAGAUGUGGUGAGGACUGACAGGUCACUUUCCUUUUAUGAUGGGGAUGAUAAUCCAAACGUGUGUCUUUUACGUGAUAUUCUGUUGACAUACUCAUUUUACAACUUUGAUCUUGGUUACUGUCAGGGUAUGAGUGACCUUCUUUCCCCAAUAUUGUUUGUGAUGGGGGAUGAGUCCGAGUCAUUUUGGUGUUUCGUUUCACUAAUGGAACGCCUGGGACCUAAUUUUAAUCGUGACCAAAAUGGCAUGCACACUCAACUCUUUGCAAUUUCUAAGUUGGUGGAAUUGUUGGAUAGCCCACUGCAUAGUUACUUCAAGCAGCAUGAUUGCCUGAAUUACUUCUUCUGUUUUCGCUGGGUUCUAAUACAAUUCAAAAGAGAAUUUGAAUAUGAGAAAACAAUGCGCCUUUGGGAAGUAUUAUGGACACAUUAUUUGUCUGAGCACCUACACCUGUACUUGUGUGUUGCAAUCUUAAAGCGGCAGCGUAAUAAGAUAAUUAGCGAGCAGAUGGACUUUGACACACUCCUGAAGUUCAUUAACGAAUUGAGCGGUCACAUUGACCUCGACUCGGUUCUCAGGGAUGCCGAGGCUUUGUGCAUAUGUGCUGGUGAGAAUGGUGCAGCUUGCAUUCCACCCGGAACGCCGCCUUCAUUACCUAUUGCUGACAAUGGGUUGUUGUAUCCUCAAGAGGACGAUGUAUUGUAAUUCUUGUCCCUAGUACGGGAGGGUCGACAUGACAGCUUUGGUACUCCAAAGACUAUUGCCUAAAACGCCUUCUUUGUGUAAUUGUUGAUUUCCAAAGAAAGGAAACUGCCAAAUCGUUACUCUGAAUCGAAUCAAUGUAUCAAAUUAGAUGUCUUUUCCUAAAUCAUAUUUCUCUGCCUCAAUCUCAAUAUGGUUUCUAUCUUAACUGGCAUUAAGCCCUUUUUAUAUGAGACUGGCCGUUGCAGGUU